UCGACUCGCCAACACUGAAAUCGUUAAGAGUGGACAUUACAAGUUUGCAAAGUCAUUGGACCCUAAGCUCACUCAUAGUCCAAGGGAAGCCAUGCAGGAUGAAGACGGAUAUGUCACUUUAAAUAUUAAAGGUCGAAAACCGGCUCUCACCUCAGUUGACUCUGCUUCCUCACCUUUGUGGCGUGUGAUGGCUUUGAUUCUGCUGACCUUGUGCGUGGGGUUAGUUAUUGGGCUGGUGGCUUUGUGGAUGAUGUCUGCCACAGAGCGAAACUACCUACAAACGGAGAACAAAAAUUUCUCAGGCACUCUGCACCGGUUGGCACAGCAGUUCUGCCAGUAUUUAAUAAAACAAUCCGAACAAAAGAGCGGCGCCAGCCAUAAAUGCAGCCCAUGUGACCGAAACUGGAGAUACUACGGCGAUAGUUGCUAUGGAUUUUUCAGGCACAACUUGACGUGGGAAGAGAGUAAGCAGUACUGUGUUAACGUGAAUGCCACUUUGCUGAAGAUCACCAGCCAGAAAGUUCUGGAAUACAUGAAGUCUAGGACUGGAUUCAUUCGUUGGGUUGGACUGUCCCGCAAGAACACUAAUGAGGUCUGGAGGUGGGAAGAUGGUUCAGUGCCCUCCAAAGAUGUGUUUGAGCUUUCUGGAAAUGGAGGAGACAAUAUGAAUUGUGCCUAUUUUUAUAAUGGGAAAAUUUACCCCACCUUCUGUAAUGACAAACAUUACUUAAUGUGUGAGAGGAAGGCAGGCAUGACAAAGGUGGACACACUCCUGUAAUGCAAAGAGAUGGGAAGGAUGUCACAGACAGGUGCUUGAUUGUACAGUGACAGAUCUGGAUGAAGGACUUCCUGGACAUAAAAUUGUUUAUUUUUUCCCUUCGUCCCCCUUGGAGUCAUCUUUACAUUAUCUUUUCUACCAACUUCUUGUCUUCUCCUCAUAAUUAUGUCAACGCAGUAUGAUUCACUGCAUCUUCAGACACAAACAAAAAAACACUUUAAAUUGGAAUGAGAACGGCUAGGCUUUCAUCAACCGAAGCUGUGCAAGAUAUCUACGUUUGAAAGACAACAUAAGGUAGUGGAAAGAAAAUUGAACUUGGACUCCGUAGGACGAUGUAGAUGAUGACUUAACUAAAGUACAACCGUGGACCAAAUAGUAGUGUGGCCCCUUUAACGUUCAUUUUCUCAUACUUCAAAUAGAAUAGCACCCAUUAUCUCACGCUCGCCCAACCUAAGAACGGGGUCAGGGUACUAACUAUAUCGAUAACUCCAUGAAGGCAAACACCAUGACUUUCCUAUACGCCCAGCAUUAAGCACGGCUCCUUGUGGCUCACGGGAAGCAAAAAAAAAUAGUCACUUGUCAUCGCGUGAAAAGCACCACAAUCUGUAAAACAUCACAGAAUUACAGUUUGGAUUCUGAGUCUGCUUUGGUCAGACUCAACCUCUGUAAUUUUCUGUGCAAGGAAAAUAAAAGUUUCUGGGCAAGAAGGCUGAUGGGGUUGAAAAAUAAGAAACUGCUUCCUUAACAAGGCCCGUAGGCAAGCAGACAAAACGGCAAGUAAAAAUGUUUUAUCUCUUCCUGACAGUUCUAUGCUUGGUUUUUGCCGAAUAACUCCUGAAGUAUUUAUAGAUACGUGGGGAGGCACCCUUUCACGGGAUAACAGGCAAACAUCGCAUUUCUUUCCCACAGCUUCCUUGAAGCCACUCUUUCUUCUCACAUUGGUGGUAAUAAAAUUUGUGAAUGGGAUUCUCAAACAUCUCAACUGAGAGGCUUGGUAAACCAUGCAGAUGUGCAAACACAAAUACUCAAGGUUCUCAGUUGGAAGGCUGAGAAGACGCCGAGUCCUGUGCUUUUAAGAAGCACUCCGGCUCGAUUCUGCUACAAGUAGGUUUUAAUACAUUGUGAGAAAAACGACAUUAGAACUUCCUCCCUGUGUGGCUUUUGGUAAGUUACUCUCAGUUUCCUCAUGUGUGAAAUGGUUUUAAUAUUAUUACUUUACUCACAGGUAAUAGGAUCAUCUGAUAUGACAUAUACAACAUUGAGCAGUGUACCAAACAUGUAAUAAAUACUCAACAAAUAGGUAUUAUUUUAUACCUUCGUGCUCUAAUACCCAAAGACCCUUGGAUCUUUUUCUUGUCGUAGACUAUCGAUAAACAAGCAGAUUUUGGAGAGACAGGAAAAAUAACACAAAUACCUCAAGUUUCGCUUCUACUUCAAAUGUCUUAAAAUUAUGGUCUUGGGGGCAGAGUAUCAUUAUGUUACUGUUUUAUUUGUUGAUUUAGAGAAAUGGAAUAGGAACCAAUAUUUGAGAAAAUCAUCCAGAAAUCAACCAUAUCUCUGGACUUUAGUGUUUUAUCACCCGCAAAUGGAAAAACAAAAAACAAACAAAAAACAAACACAUAUAUUUAUACAUCACUAU
Molecule: messenger RNA, 2417 nt
Organism: Prionailurus viverrinus (fishing cat)
Lineage: Eukaryota; Metazoa; Chordata; Mammalia; Carnivora; Felidae
Gene: CLEC1B
Product: C-type lectin domain family 1 member B
Exons: 6
Coding region: 92-778 (228 amino acids)
Source: RefSeq, a predicted model, not a curated record